This is a messenger RNA of Caenorhabditis remanei, 990 nucleotides long. RefSeq lists its product as uncharacterized. The record is from RefSeq and is a predicted model, not a curated record. The coding region runs from base 1 to 990 and encodes 329 amino acids. Lineage: Eukaryota; Metazoa; Nematoda; Chromadorea; Rhabditida; Rhabditidae. The transcript has 2 exons.
AUGUCGAAACCACUGUCUUACCAAAGUACACGAUGCGUUUUGCAAUAUUUCGAUUCAACUGAAAGAUUUCUCUUGACAUCGCACUGCCCUGCUAUCAAGCAAUUCGAAAAGUCAAUCCCGUUACGUCUCAAAAGCCUAGAAUUCAAAAAAGAUAGUAUCACUUGGAACGGUCUCAGGUUUUGUCUUAAUGAGACAGUUAGUGUGCAAAUUGGUGUGAAGCGUGCAAGAAGAGGUGAAGUGCGUCCCAGAAGAGCUGGAGAAAUAUCUCGUACCUGCUCCUACUCGGUAACAAUCACAAAAAGGGAUACAAGAAUGAUGAGUGGACAGAGAACAAUCGCUCGCUGUACGAAACGCAUCAAAAUCUCGGAAAACAAAGCGUUGGAAAAGUUGGCGUGCAUCCUUCUGGGUGAAAGGAAUAUUAUUUACACGAAACGAGUGGAAGUCGAAGACGAAUAUCCGGCUGAUAUCGAAUGGCCUGCAAACUUCAAAGUUGCUGUGGACACGUUGGUUGCGGAACACCACAACUUCGAGUAUAUUCUCCCCAUCGUGUCGGAUUCAUCCACUUUGAAAUAUUUGGAUUCACAAUUUUCAAAGGUGGAAACAUUCGAUAACGAUCUCGUCAAAAGAGUUGGAGCACUCUCAAUCACUAACAUCAAUGAGAGUUGUUAUCCAAAACUAGCAACUCUUCGCAAUAAUACGGUCGAUAUUGUAAACUCAUCGUUGCCGAAAGAAGUAAUUAUCAGCAUUGUAAAAAACUGGAAAGAGGAAGGAAGAGAAAUCGAAACAUUUUUCUGUACAAAGUAUGAGGAAGAUGAAGAGGACGAAGAGGAUAUCUUGGAUACUCUAAACAAUCGCCUUGAAGGGAGAAAUGGUACAAAGUCAUCGAACGAAGGCGUCGAUCGGCUCGAUGUUUCAAUGAGCACAUCGUCAACAAUCGUCGUUCAAAAGGACCACUCACGGUCUUUCACGUUGGAAGCUGUUCACAAAUAA